This is a messenger RNA of Nicotiana tabacum (common tobacco), 3371 nucleotides long. RefSeq lists its product as uncharacterized. Gene Ontology annotation, biological process: protein phosphorylation. Gene Ontology annotation, molecular function: protein kinase activity; protein binding; ATP binding. The record is from RefSeq and is a predicted model, not a curated record. NCBI's taxonomy places the organism in Eukaryota, Viridiplantae, Streptophyta, Magnoliopsida, Solanales, Solanaceae.
CUUUCCCCCUCUCUACUCAGACAAACAAAACAAACUAGGUAACUAAUCAUCAUGAAACAUCCUCUAUAUCCAACACUAAGAAAAAGCAAUUCUAACCAACAAAACAUUACUUCCCUUAAAUUUACCACUCUUUACAAAGCCUAUUUCUCAACCAUUUCCUACACAAACACAACCCCAAAACCAUGAACCAUUUCCUUUCUCUCUUUCUCACUACAUCUUUCUCAAUUCUCUUCUUUCUCACAAAAAUUCCACUUGUUUUGUCCAUUACCACCACCUCUACUUCAAAUCUUUCAAUUCAACUCAUUUCUCUUUUGUCCUUAAAAUCUUCUUUUCAAGAUCCUAACAAUACAUUCCAAGAUUGGAAUCCCACAACCACCUUCUCAAAAUUUAGUUUUCAACCCUUUUGGUGUUCAUGGUCUGGCAUUAAAUGUGACACAAAAACAAGCCAAAUUACAACACUUAAUCUCUCAAGAAGAAAUCUUUCUGGUAAAAUUCCACAAGAUAUUAGAUUCUUGGUACAUUUACACCACUUAAAUUUAAGUGGAAAUUCUUUUGAUGGUCCUCUACAAACAAUUAUUUUCCAAUUUCCUUUCCUUAGGACACUUGACAUUAGUCACAACUCUUUUAAUUCAACAUUUCCACUUGGCAUUACUAAGCUCAAAUCUCUCUCACAUUUAAAUGCCUAUAGCAAUAGCUUCACUGGCCCUUUGCCACAAGAAAUUGUUCAACUUCAAAAUCUUGAGUACUUAAAUCUUGGUGGAAGUUACUUUGAUGGUGAAAUUCCAACAAGUUAUGGAAAUUUCAAAAAAUUGAAAUUUUUACAUUUGGCUGGAAAUUUACUGUGUGGUAAAAUCCCAGUUGAGUUAAGUUUCUUGAACCAACUUGAACAUAUAGAAAUUGGAUACAACAAUUACACUGGCAAUAUUCCUUCUGAAUUUUCCUCUUUAUCAAAUUUGGCCUAUUUAGACAUUUCUCAAGCUAAUCUCUCUGGUGAAAUUCCAUUUCAAUUAGGAAACUUGAAAAAUCUUGAAUUUUUACUUCUUUUCAAGAACCAUUUUAUUGGCAAAAUUCCUCAGAGUUUUUCCAAACUGACAUUGCUGAAAUCACUGGAUUUAUCAGAUAAUCAUCUCUUUGGCAAUAUUCCAGAUGGAUUUUCAGAAUUAAAGGAGCUCAGCAUGUUAUAUUUGAUGAACAAUAAUUUAACAGGUGAAAUUCCACAAGGAAUUGGUGAGCUUCCAAAUCUUGAAUUAUUAUCUCUUUGGAAUAAUUCACUCACUGGAAUUUUACCACAAAAAUUAGGAUCAAAUGCAAAGUUACAAAAACUUGAUGUCUCUUCAAAUUCUUUGUAUGGUCCCAUUCCACCAAAUCUUUGUCUUAGCAACAAGUUAGUUAAACUCAUCCUUUUUUCAAACCAGUUCAGUGGUAAGAUUCCUUCAUCCUUAGCAAAUUGCACAGCUUUAUCGCGGUUGAGAAUUCAAGACAACAAACUCAACGGCUCGAUUCCUUUAGGAUUCGGGUUUUUGCCAAAUUUCACAUACAUGGAUAUCAGCAAGAAUAAUUUUUCAGGUACAAUUCCAAAAGAUUUUGGAAAUGCCGUGAAAAUGGAGUACUUGAACAUAUCUGAGAAUUCAUUUAACAGCGAGUUGCCUGAAAAUAUUUGGAAAGCGCAGAGUUUACAGAUAUUCUCCGCAAGUUACAGUGGACUUAUUGGAAAGCUUCCUGAUUUUAAAGGGUGUGAAAAUUUGUACAAAAUUGAGAUUGAAGGAAAUAAUCUCAAUGGUAGUAUUCCAUGGGAUAUUGAACAUUGUGAAAAGCUAAUUUCGUUAAAUUUUCGACGAAACUCGCUUACUGGAAUCAUUCCCUGGGAAAUAUCUGCAAUUCCUUCAAUAACAGACGUUGAUUUGUCACAUAAUUUUCUCACUGGGACAAUUCCUUCAAAUUUUGGCAAGUCUAGUACAUUGGAACAUUUUAACGUGUCAUAUAAUCAAUUAACAGGUCCAUUGCCUUCUUCAGGAUCAAUAUUUUCUACAUUUCAUCCGUCGUCGUUCAUUGGAAACGAAGAUCUUUGUGGUAUUAUUAUACAUAAACCGUGUAGGACGGACAGACUCAACGACGGGGAAAUAGAAAUUCGGCGACAACCCAAACAAACGGGCGCCGGUGCAAUAAUCUGGAUUGGGGUUGUAGCAUUUGGAGUAGUAUUGUGUUUCCUCUUUGUGGGUGUCCGAUGUUUCUAUUUGAAUUAUAGCCAAAGAUUUUCAAGUGAUAAGGUAAUUGGACCGUGGAAAUUAACAGCAUUUAAAAGGUUAAAUUUCACGGCAGAUGAUGUCCUGGAAAGCAUAACAACCACAGACAAGAUACUAGGAAUGGGAUCUGCAGGUACAGUGUACAAGGCAAAAAUGCCAGGUGGCGACAUCAUAGCGGUGAAGAAGCUAUGGGGGAAGCAGGUGAAGGAGACAAUAAGGAAAAGAAGGGGUGUAUUAGCUGAGGUUGAUGUCUUAGGCAACGUAAGACAUAGGAACAUUGUGAGACUAUUAGGUUGUUGCAGUAACAAUGAGUGUACCAUGUUGUUGUAUGAGUAUAUGCCUAAUGGAAACCUAGAUGACUUGUUGCAUGGCAAGAACAAAGAUACAAAUUUGGUGGCUGAUUGGUCUACUAGGUACAAAAUUGCACUAGGGGUGGCACAAGGAAUUUGCUACUUACAUCAUGAUUGUGAUCCUGUAAUUGUUCAUCGUGAUCUAAAACCUAGUAAUAUUCUUUUGGAUGGAGAAAUGGAAGCUAGAGUUGCUGAUUUUGGAGUUGCUAAAUUGAUUCAGUGUGAUGAAUCUAUGUCCGUUAUUGCUGGAUCUUAUGGCUACAUUGCACCUGAAUAUGCUUAUACAUUGCAAGUGGAUGAGAAAAGUGACAUCUACAGCUAUGGGGUGGUGCUAAUGGAAAUUUUGUCCGGAAAAAGAUCGGUAGAUCCAGAAUUUGGUGAUGGAAAUAGCCUUGUUGAUUGGGUGAGGUCCAAAAUGAAGAACAAAAAUGGUAUAAAUAGCGUGUUGGAUAAAAGUGCUGGCGCUUCAUGUCCUCGGGUGAGGGAGGAAAUGAUGUUGUUACUUAGGAUAUCGUUGCUAUGUUCUAGCCGAAAUCCGGCUGAUAGACCUUCUAUGAGGGAUGUUGUGUCUAUGUUACAUGAAGCCAAACCUGAAAGAAAGUUGUCUACGAAUGGUGGUGGUAGUGCAACUGCGGCUUUUUCUUUGGCACAAAAGACCAAUGUUGAGUGUUAAUAUAAUUGGAAAUUUGGUUUGUUUGUUUUUUUUUGUCUCUUUUUCUCUUCAAAUUGUGGGGGAUUGGUAAUUUGGUAUAGGAGAAGUCAAUAUUUUCUUUUAAAA